CCUUACACGCAUGCUCACAGCGUUUAGCCAAUCAACGAAGCUCCUGGUUGAGCCGGCUCCGGUUUAAAUUCCGUUACCUCAGAAGCAGAGCUGUUGGCUGAAGCAGACUGGAGUUGUGAAUGUGGUCACUUGUUGCAACGAAAAUAUACAGUUAUGUUUCCCUAUCCACGAAGGGAUUCUGAAGAGCCUGAAAGCACACCAGUGGAGGAAGAGCCCUCAGUUUAUAACUUUGAGGAUGAUGAUCAAGACCUCGGUGCUUCACAGCAGAGUGAUAUUCAAGUACAGAGUUCAGCAAGUGAUUCACAAGGGAAGAAAAGUCCUAUAGAACUGUUUGUAGAUGUGGGGGAAAAGGUAGAGGUUGUUCUUGGAAAAAUUGGAGCUGACAUUAACCGUGCUCUUAAUGCUAAGAGACAAAGAAUGGAAACAGAUAUCAAAGAGUCUUCUGAAGGAAUUGACCAGAAAAUGAAACAAACUUGGAACUCAUAUGAAGACGCAUUGGCAAAGCUUAAUGAAGAAUCUGCUCAGUCAUUUAUGGAUCUGUUUGAGCAAUGGAAUUUGGAUUUGCAGAACUUGAAAGAAAAACAGAAAAAAAUAAUGAAUGAUUUUCAACAAGAAGUAAGGAUGUUUCAACAAUAUAGGUUUGUUCAGAACCAGAGACUGAGAACAAUUAAACAAGUACAUGAACAGUUCUUAAAGAAUUUGGAAGAGUUGGAGAAGGAGAAUGACAAUAUGCUUCUUGGUAUCCAAAAUGAAAUUAAAGAACAACUGAAUAAGCUGUGAAGAAAAAUUAUCAAAGAAUCUCAGCAGCAAGAGAUGGUUAAUGUUCGACAGUCUCUUCAAUCCAUGCUGUUUUGAUGGGAAGAAUAUUUGGAGAAGGAACCUAAACCUAAAUGAUACAGUUCAAAUGCCAGCUAAGAGUCAUGCUUUAAGAUCAAUUCUAGUUUAAAUGGCAAGGUCUUUAGUCAUUAGCUUGUUUACCUUGUCCUACUUUAUUUUUAAUAAAAUCCAGUUAUGUCAGUAUCAACUAUGCCUGUAUGUCAAGGUUUUAAUUCUUUUGUUACAGUGAAUUUUUCUUUAUGAAAUUGUUAAUAUUUUCAAUAAAAAUGAUUUGUUUGGA
Molecule: messenger RNA, 1117 nt
Organism: Peromyscus leucopus (white-footed mouse)
Lineage: Eukaryota; Metazoa; Chordata; Mammalia; Rodentia; Cricetidae
Product: synaptonemal complex protein 3-like
Exons: 9
Coding region: 154-780 (208 amino acids)
Biological process (GO): spermatid development; meiotic cell cycle
Cellular component (GO): synaptonemal complex
Source: RefSeq, a predicted model, not a curated record